AUGACUCGUCACGUGGUUUGUAUUGGCGCUGGAUUUGUGGGCGGCCCAUUCGGCGCCAUGAUCGCAUACCAAUGUCCCGAUACACUGGUUACGAUCGUGGACAAGGACCAGCGACGAAUCGAUGCAUGGAAUUCCGACAAUCUCCCAAUGUACGAGCCCGGCUUGGAGGAGGUUUUAUCCAGCAUCCGGCAGCGACCGACACAUAUCGCACAUCACGAGUCUGGAGAGGACUUGUCAAACCUGCGAUUCUCGACGGAAAUCGAACAAGCCAUAAGCGACGCUGACAUCAUCGUAUUGUGUAUCGAUACCCCAACCAAGUCGUAUGGCAUCGGAAAAGGACUGGCGCCAGAUCUGGCAAACAUCCAAGCAGCAGUGCGGACGAUUGCGCGAGUGGCGACGAGCGAUAAGAUUGUGAUCGAAAAAUCGACCGUACCAUGUGGGACAGCUGAGUUAAUUCGCGACUUGCUGGAAUCCGGAUCAUCGCAACAAGUCCGAUUCGAAGUCCUCUCCAACCCCGAGUUCCUAUCCGAAGGCACAACCAUCACAGACCUGUUACAUCCCUCCCGCGUGCUCAUCGGCUGUCAACGAACCCCAUCUGGACAAAAAGCAGCUGCAGCGCUUUCCGCCAUCUACGAGGCAUGGGUACCCCGGAACCGAAUUAAGACGAUGGACUGCUGGUCAUCGGAACUGUCUAAACUAGCAGCCAACGCAAUGCUCGCCCAACGACUAAGCAGCAUCAACUCUCUCAGCGCGAUCUGCGAGGCUGUCGGUGGCGAUAUCGACUCCCUCUCCAUGGCAUGCGGGCUGGACCCGCGACUUGGUCCUAACAUGAUGAAGAGCGGUCUAGGUUGGGGAGGAGGCUGUUUUGAGAAAGACGUGCUGGACCUGGUUUACAUCGCGCGCACCCUAGGGCUGGACACAAUAGCAAAUUAUUGGGCGUCGGUGAUUGAGAUGAACGAAGAGCAGAAGACCCGGUUCCUGCGGCGGGUUCUCUCGUGUAUGCAUGGUAGUGUGAGGGGGAAGUCGAUUGCGAUACUCGGGUUCGCGUUUAAGAAGAAUACUUCCGAUACGAAACAGUCGCCGGCUAUCCCUGUGGUGAGGGGCUUGCUGGCUGAAGGCGCGCGGAUAUCCAUCUACGACCCUAUGGUACCCUCGACGACCAUCCUUGCCGACCUGGCACCGUUGUCGGACAGGGAACUAGCACAGGUUCACAUCUGCGAGACAGCAUAUGAUGCAUGCGACAACGCCGAUGCGGUAGCAAUAGUAACCGAAUGGGAUGAAUUCCGAAUGGCCGAACCACGGAAGCGAAGCUCCACACAAUCAACUCUAACGGACGAUGAACAGGAAUGGGCAGCACAACCACCCCCAACAUCACGAUGCCUAACGCCAGACAGCGAGGAAAACCUGUUCACGGUAUCACCGGCGACCAGAGAGCCGCUGGAUUGGGAGCAUAUCGUGAACGGGAUGCAACAUCCGAAGUUUGUGUUUGACGGGCGAAAUAUCUUGCCAGGAGAACGGAUGCAGAUGCUGGGAUGUCGAUAUGUGCGAGUUGGGCGAAUGUCGGAGUGGGAUGCGGUGCGGAUGAACCGAUACCCAUUUAGCGGUUGA
This is a messenger RNA of Aspergillus ruber CBS 135680, 1608 nucleotides long. Its product is annotated as nucleotide sugar dehydrogenase. Gene Ontology annotation, biological process: glycosaminoglycan biosynthetic process; polysaccharide biosynthetic process. The transcript has 3 exons. Bases 1 to 1608 code for a protein of 535 amino acids. NCBI's taxonomy places the organism in Eukaryota, Fungi, Ascomycota, Eurotiomycetes, Eurotiales, Aspergillaceae. Gene Ontology annotation, molecular function: UDP-glucose 6-dehydrogenase activity; NAD binding. The record is from RefSeq and is a predicted model, not a curated record. Gene Ontology annotation, cellular component: nucleus; cytosol.